UGCUCUCAGGCCGCGCCGCCCCCGGAGCCCCUUCUCCGGCCCCGGGAGGGUGUCCGGGGGGCCCUGGGCUCGGUCGGCUGUGGGGGAGGGGGCUGCCUGGUCUCGGCCCCUGAGAGGGGAGGGGCGACAAUUUCUGUCGGCGGAGCGAAAGGGGUUUAAAGGGCGGCUCUUAAAGGGGCCGCAGGAGGGGCCUGGGCCGACCCAGGCACUCACCCCUUCCCCGGCCGCCUUUCUUUGCGCUCACUCGGGCGCUGGGCCGGGAGAGGAAUGCGGAGGAAGGAGGCACUGGUGGGAGGGCCCCGGGAACAGAGCCCGGCCAGCGGGGUGGGCGCAGCGGGGCGGGCGGGGGUCUGGGGGGUGUGGUGAGCGCUGGCGCGCGGAACUGGGGGAGGGGAUGAUGUGGAAAGGAGAGGGUUAAAGGUGGGGCCGGCCCUACAAACGCGCGCACACACUCCUUACUCAGACCCAGUCACAAGCGUUUCCCUGGCACUUAGAUGGGGCUGUGGGUGGUAGGGGGGCGGAUUGGAUCGGAGCCUGCGCCGGAGCCCUUUGCACCCCAAUCACCGGCAGCCCGGCCUGGGGGCCCCCGCUGUCUGAACUCACAGCUCCCUGCUGAGCCCCCUCUCCGGGGCGCACACACGCUUCAACGCGCGCACACACCUCGGACAGUCCCCUCGCGUCUCACGUGACACGCGGCCCGAACGUGCCACCCUGCCCACGCGCUCACGCACGCGUGCACAUACACCAGCCUCCCGGCCGCUGUCCCACUCCGUCCCGACGCCCCUACGCCCCCGAAGGCACUCAUUGACUGACACACCUACACUCAUUCACAGACGCACACUCCCCCCGAUAAGCCAACCCCAGACACACAUUCAUAACCAGGCCUGCAAGAAGUACACACGCACCCCCUCACUGCCUACUCCUGCUUUCGGGAGGCUGAGUCAUUCCUGCCCCCUCGUAGGUUUCCCCAUUUCCUGGCGCCCGGGCACCCUGAGACCGCCUUGGGAAUUCGUUUGCGUCCCCCUACACCUAGGCCCCCUUCUACAGUUUGCGCCCCGUGACACUUAACCAAGGACUUCCUGUGGGUCUCAGGAGGCCCCGUGUGGGCCGGGGCCUAGUGGUCACUAUGGAGUCCAUGUUCGAGGACGACAUCAGCAUCCUGACGCAGGAGGCCCUGGGGCCCAGCGAGGUGUGGCUGGAUGGUCCCGGAGAUCCCUCUCUCGGCGGCGACAUGUGCUCCGCUUCCCACUUUGCCCUCAUCACUGCUUAUGGUGACAUCAAGGAACGGCUGGGGGGCCUGGAGAGGGAGAACGCUACCCUCCGCCGCCGCCUCAAAGUCUACGAGAUCAAGUACCCACUGAUCAGUGACUUUGGAGAGGAGCACGGCUUUUCUCUGUAUGAAAUCAAAGAUGGCUCCCUGCUGGAGGUGGAAAAGGUCAGCUUGCAGCAGCGGCUCAACCAGUUCCAGCAUGAGUUACAGAAGAACAAGGAGCAGGAAGAACAGCUUGGAGAGAUGAUCCAGGCCUACGAGAAACUCUGUGUGGAGAAGAGCGACUUGGAGACAGAGCUGGGGGAGAUGAGGGCCCUGGUGGAGACGCACCUGCGCCAGAUCUGUGGUUUGGAGCAGCAGCUGCGGCAACAGCAAGGCCUCCGGGAUGCAGCCUUCUCCAACCUGAGCCCACCGGCAGCCCCCACCCCACCCUGCGCUGAUUUGGACCUUCACUACCUGGCACUAAGAGGGGGAUCUGGCUUGAGUCAUGCAGGCUGGCCGAGCUCCACACCCAGUGUGAGUGACCUGGAACGGCGGCGUCUAGAAGAGGCUCUGGAGGCCGCACAGGGAGAGGCCCGGGGGGCUCAGCUCCGGGAGGAGCAGCUCCAGGCUGAAUGCGAGCGGCUGCAGGGGGAGCUAAAGCAGCUGCAGGAGACCCGAGCCCAGGAUCUGGCCUCCAACCAGUCGGAGCGGGACAUGGCAUGGGUGAAAAGAGUUGGGGAUGAUCAGGUGAAUUUGGCGCUGGCCUACACGGAGCUGACGGAGGAGCUGGGCCGGCUUCGGGAGUUGAGUUCCCUGCAGGGGAGAAUCUUGAGGACUCUGUUGCAGGAGCAGGCCCGGAGUGGCGGCCAGAGGCACUCGCCGCUGUCGCAGCGCCACUCCCCGGCCCCCCAGUGCCCCUCCCCCUCUCCGCCUGCCCGAGCGGCGCCCCCGUGCCCACCGUGCCAGUCCCCCGUGCCCCAGCGCCGCUCUCCCGUGCCCCCAUGCCCCUCACCGCAGCAGCGCCGCUCACCAGCCUCGCCCUCCUGCCCGUCGCCCGUCCCGCAGCGCCGCUCGCCGGUGCCGCCACCGUGCCAGUCCCCCAGCCCGCAGCGCCGCUCCCCGGUGCCCCCCAGCUGCCCGGCCCCGCAGCCCCGGCCGCCCCCGCCGGGGGAGAGGACGCUGGCGGAGCAUGCCUAUGCCAAGCCGCCCAGUCACCACGUGAAGGCCGGCUUCCAGAGCCGCCGCAGCUACUCCGAGCUGGUGGAGGGCGCGGCCUAUGCGGGCGCCUCCCCGCCCUGGCUGCAGGCCGAGGCGGCCACGCUCCCCAAGCCCCGGGCCUACGGCGGCGAGCUCUAUGGCCCUGGCAGGCCACUCAGCCCGCGGCGCGCCUUCGAGGGCAUCCGGCUGCGCUUCGAGAAGCAGCCUUCGGAGGAGGACGAGUGGGCUGUGCCCACCAGCCCGCCCAGCCCAGAGGUGGGCACCAUCCGCUGUGCGUCCUUCUGCGCAGGGUUCCCCAUCCCGGAGUCGCCCGCCGCCACCGCCUACACCCACGCCGAGCACGCGCAGUCCUGGCCAUCCAUCAAUUUGCUUAUGGAGACAGUGGGCUCUGACAUCCGCAGCUGCCCCCUCUGCCAGCUGGGUUUCCCUGUCGGGUACCCGGAUGAUGCCCUCAUCAAACACAUUGACUCCCACCUGGAGAACAGCAAGAUCUAGGGCGCCACCCCCACUCACUGGCUGUUUCUCUGUCCUCUCCUAUCACCCCAAACACUCACUUUGAAUGCUGCAUGAAUCUCGUGGGGGGCCCCUGCCCCUUGCGACCCCCAGAUACCUCCACUAGCUACCGAGUCAACGUGCGUGCCGUCUUCCCUGGUCCAGGCACCACUCAGCUCUGGCUCUUCCUGGGAGGUUAGCCGAGGCUCCCCCCACACUCCUGGUUUCUGCUUGGGAGGUGGGGACUUGGGCUGGGAUGGGGACAGCAUACCCCUCCCAGGCCUCUCCCUCUGCCUGUCUGUUCUUAAACAGAGUUGGAUCCAAAAAGGUGUCUAGUGCUUGGGCCUUGGAGUGGGGGGAAGGUGUUAGAGGACUCCAGGAGCUCCUCCACCCCUCCCCAAAUGUCCGUGUUUCUUAGACCAGGCUCUCUCCGGGGAACACCCACAAGCUGUCUUUGGGGUCCCAGGGCCUGCUCUAUGCACUGAUGCCAGUGUCUCCAUCCCGUGGCCAGCCUAGGGCUCAUGGCAUGGGCCCCCAUUGGGGGAGGAAGGCAUCUUGUUCCUUGUUCCCUGUAGGCCAGCCCUGUCCUCCCUUUCCUGCUCUGCUUACUCUGGUGAAAAGGGAGGGAGGAGCAGAGAGGGAGAAUUCUGGAGGACUGGGAAGAUCUAGCCAACAGAGGCUUCUCAGAGAGCCAGGGCCCUGCACCGUGCCCCUGGAAGAGAGGGGACUGUCUUCCAGCCUCCCAGGCCCAUGCCCUCCUUCUGGCGCCCCUGGUACUGAGGCACAGAUAGUCAAGGCAGAUGCCCCCUCAACCCUUAUUCCACGGAGCCCCUGACACCACAGGUGCCCUGGAGCCCUGUGUGACUCAGCCUCUGUUAGCUGGGUGGGUGUCAUCAGCCCCUGCCUCCCAGGCCAGAACCUGAGAACAGGCCCAGGGUGCUGUGGAGAUCAACUUCAAAAGAGCUAACCCCUUCCCACACCCCACCCACCCACCUACAUUUCCUCUGUGAAAUCUACCUCAGAGUCAUACCCUCAGAAGGACGGGUAAGCAGGAGGCCAGGGGGUCCCCAGGGCUGAGGUGGGGAGCCUCCUAUGGCAAAAGCCUACUACCCCACAAUGAAUCCACCCCCCUCCACUGCGCGCCUCUCCCAGGUCUCAGCUCCGGGCGUGGAGCAGUGGCUGCUACUGAUAGCGCAUGUCCUGCUCUGAUUCAACUCUUCCAGGCCCCACCUUCCCGCACCCCUCCCCUCCAUAGAACAGGGGAGUGAAGGGGUGUGUUGGGCAGGGAAGGGGCCAAGGACACUUGUCAUUGAACCCUGAUCGUCCCCAGGGAGGGGAAAUGGGGAAGGGAGCCUGGAGAGGGGAGGCGGGGGCCCCUGUGCUCUCUGAACAAGUUGAAAGUCCAAAUAAAACUUACCUGUUCCA
Callithrix jacchus (white-tufted-ear marmoset) is the source of this 4387-nucleotide messenger RNA. RefSeq names its product TBK1 binding protein 1 (gene TBKBP1). Gene Ontology annotation, cellular component: cytoplasm. Lineage: Eukaryota; Metazoa; Chordata; Mammalia; Primates; Cebidae. The record is from RefSeq and is a predicted model, not a curated record.